AUGGAUGAAGGCCAAGUUACAAACAAAGCUCCAAGGUUCAGUAGUGUGAACUAUGAUUCAUGGAAAAUCAGAAUUGAAGCAUUUUUAAUGUCUCAUUCUUAUGAUUUCUGGCAUGCUGCUGUGCAUGGUAUUGUUAUUGUUAGUCCUGAAAAUCCUACUGAAGCUGACAAAGUUGUUAUUGCUAAUGAUGGUAAAGCUAAACAUGUCCACUACUGUGCUUUGAAGCAACAAGAAUUUACGAGAGUUAAGAAUUGCAAAAUAGCUAAGGAGAUGUGGGACUCUCUUCAAGUUACUCAUGAAGGAAGCACUAUUAUCAAAGAAAACAAAAUUCAACUCUUCAAAGUUCAGUAUGAAGCUUGUAAGAUGAAAGAAAGGGAAAUUGUGGCUGAUUACUUGUUCAGGAUCAAUGACAUUGUGAAUAAUAUGAAAUCUCUUGGUGAAGACAUUAAGGACUCUGAUGUUUGUAAGAAGGUACUUAGAUCACUUACACCAAGAUUUAAUGAAAAAGUUAUAAUCCUAGAGGACAAAGACUUAUCUAAAAUUAAGAUUGAUGAACUUCAAGCCUCCCUCAUUGCCUAUGAAAUGAGGAUUGGUGUCCCAACUUUUUAA
This is a messenger RNA of Cornus florida, 609 nucleotides long. RefSeq lists its product as uncharacterized. The coding region runs from base 1 to 609 and encodes 202 amino acids. The record is from RefSeq and is a predicted model, not a curated record. The transcript has a single exon. Lineage: Eukaryota; Viridiplantae; Streptophyta; Magnoliopsida; Cornales; Cornaceae.